AUGCCGGGGCAGUCUAAAGUCGAAUACAUAAUAAAUCAAGCUGGCAUUGCGGGAUGUGUGUCGAGGACAGUCACCGCACCUCUGGAUCGUAUUAAGACCAUCUACCAAGCUAGAGGCACCAAAGCAGCAUCCACCGGUCUAAUCCGCUCUUUCAAGAAGAUGCUCCACGAGGGUGGUGUCAUUUCAAUGUGGCGAGGAAAUGGAGUAAAUUGUAUCAAAAUUGCGCCCGAGCAGGCAUUUCGUUUCCAAGCAUAUGAAACCUACAAGAGGGUGUUGUUUAAGAAAGACGGAUCAUCGGAGCCACUUGCUCUGUAUGAGAAAUUCACAGCCGGUGCAUUGGCAGGGGCUACUUCGCAGACCCUUAUCUAUCCUAUGGAGAUAAACUGCCUGGUGUAUAGUGCUUGA
Molecule: messenger RNA, 405 nt
Organism: Rodentolepis nana
Lineage: Eukaryota; Metazoa; Platyhelminthes; Cestoda; Cyclophyllidea; Hymenolepididae
Source: the annotation of a GenBank genome assembly